AUGGAGCUCCCAACGGUUGAGAAAAUGAACCUGCAAGCAAGUCCAUCCGAGAUCGAGGAAUGGGUCAAACGGUUCGAGCUGUGGUGCAGCAUUCGCAAAGGUGAUAUACAGAACCAGUCAGCCCUAUUUCUUACUGCUGGCGGCCGUGACCUGUAUUCCCUGUUGAGAAACCUGGCGUUCCCUGAAGCUCCACCCAAACUACCAUGCAAGUCCCUGAAAUCGCUGCUGCUCAACCACCUGCUGCCCACUGUAUUCCAAGCACAUGAAAGGGCCAAAUUCAACUCCAUGAUUCGUGCUGAUCAUGUUUCCUGCCGUGAAUUCAUCCUACAGCUGAACAGACAAGCAUCACGUUGCAACUAUGGUGAUCACCUGGAAGAACAAAUGUGUGACCACUUGGUGCCAGACAUCGAUAAUCUGACUUUUCAGUGA
Messenger RNA from Echinostoma caproni, 429 nucleotides. Lineage: Eukaryota; Metazoa; Platyhelminthes; Trematoda; Plagiorchiida; Echinostomatidae. The record is from the annotation of a GenBank genome assembly.